AUGCCUUCCCGAAUCCCAAUCCCUCUUCUCCCUCAACCCACGCCACCGCGCACAACCCCCCACCACGCCACCGCCACCUCUCCUCGACAGCCACUCCCCAAUCCUCACUCACAAGUACAAGUUCCUCCAGACGAAAUCGAAGCCAUCCCUUCUCUGCGCAGCCCCUCCCAGACGCAGACGAAGACCAACGAAGCUCUCCCUUCUCUGCGCAGCCUCUCCCAGACGAAGACCACAGAGGCCCUCAAUCCUCACUCACCUAGACGAGGACCGAACCCGACCCAGUUUCCCUGCUCUGCGCAGCCCCUCCUAGACGAAGGCCACCGAAGCCCUCAAUCUUCACUCACCCAGACGAAGCCCGAAGCCCCCCACCCUCACUCUCCCUUCUCUGUGAAGCCCGAAGCCCCCUACCCUCACUCUUCCUUCUCUGCGAAUUCCCCCCACCCAGUCCCUUCAGUCCCCGAAACCCUAGAAGACUGCAGCUCUCUCCCUCACCCCCUGCAAGAGGAAGAGGAGAUGCUGGUCCCGCAUUCGGAUUUAGUUGAGGGUCCUCAGCCUAUGGAAGUCGUGACUCAAGUGGAGCCUUCAAGUACAGUGGAGAAUCAGCAAGUGGAGGAUCCACCAUCUUUGAAAUUCACGUGGACAAUUGAGAAUUUCUCUAGGUUGAAUACCAAGAAGCACUACUCUGAGGUUUUUGUCGUUGGCGGUUAUAAAUGGAGGAUACUUGUUUUUCCAAAAGGGAACAAUGUGGACCACUUGUCGAUGUAUUUGGAUGUCGCUAAUUCUACCACAUUGCCAUAUGGCUGGAGUAGAUACGCACAAUUCAGCUUGGGUGUGCUUAAUCAGGCUCACAGCAAGUACUCAAUAAGAAAGGACACACAACACCAGUUCAAUGCAAGGGAGAGCGACUGGGGUUUCACAUCGUUCAUGCCUCUCAGUGAUCUUUAUGACCCAAGUAGGGGUUACCUUGUCAAUGAUAGUUGUAUUGUUGAAGCUGAGGUUGCUGUCCGUAAGGUUCUGGAUUACUGGUCAUAUGACUCAAAGAAGGAGACUGGUUAUGUUGGACUGAAGAACCAAGGCGCAACACGUUACAUGAACUCUCUGCUUCAGACUCUCUACCAUAUUCCUUACUUUAGAAAGGCUGUGUACCAUAUGCCAACAACUGAAAAUGAUAUGCCCUCCGGUAGUAUUCCUUUGGCAUUACAGAGUUUAUUCUACAAGCUUCAAUAUAAUGACAGCAGUGUGGCAACUAAAGAAUUGACCAAGUCUUUCGGUUGGGAUACAUAUGAUUCUUUCAUGCAACAUGAUGUCCAAGAACUCAAUAGAGUCCUGUGUGAAAAACUUGAAGACAAAAUGAAGGGUACUGUUGUGGAGGGGACAAUACAACAAUUAUUUGAAGGACACCACAUGAAUUACAUUGAAUGCAUCAAUGUGGACUACAAAUCUACAAGAAAGGAAUCUUUUUAUGACCUCCAGCUUGAUGUCAAAGGCUGUCGGGAUGAUAUCAAGAUAUCACCUUCUAAAGUUGUUGAAUACUUCGUUUUGCAGACUUUGAAGCCGACUGUGGCUUCGAAUUAA
This is a messenger RNA of Juglans regia (Persian walnut), 1575 nucleotides long. Its product is annotated as ubiquitin carboxyl-terminal hydrolase 12-like. The coding region runs from base 1 to 1575 and encodes 524 amino acids. The record is from RefSeq and is a predicted model, not a curated record. Lineage: Eukaryota; Viridiplantae; Streptophyta; Magnoliopsida; Fagales; Juglandaceae. The transcript has 7 exons. Gene Ontology annotation, molecular function: cysteine-type deubiquitinase activity; protein binding. Gene Ontology annotation, biological process: protein deubiquitination.